UUCAAGUGAAGUACAGGGCAUCAGAAAAGAAAAAAAAAAAAAAAGGAAAACACUAAGCAAUGGCAGCUCAGGUUGCUAUCCUUCUGUGUUGCCUGGUAAUGAUUGGUGGGUUUCUGGGUAGCACCUAUGCCACAACUCCAGGUCAUUACACAAUGCCAUUCAAUAGGAGUAGUUAUCCUUCUGGUUUCAUAUUCGGAGCUGGUUCUGCUGCUUACCAGUCUGAAGGAGCUGCUUAUAUAGAUGGCAAGGGACCCAGUAUUUGGGAUACGUUCACAAGGGAGCAUCCUGAGAAAAUUUGGGAUCAGAGCAAUGGAGAUGUAGCUAUUGACUUUUAUCAUCGUUACAAGGAGGACAUUCAAUUGAUGAAAAGAAUUGGAUUGGACUCCUUUAGAUUCUCCAUCUCGUGGUCUAGAGUACUGCCCAAGGGAAAAGUCAGUGGAGGAGUGAAUCCAAAAGGAGUCAAAUUCUACAAUGAUCUCAUUAAUGAGCUUAUUGCCAAUGGUCUAACACCAUUUGUGACAUUGUUCCAUUGGGAUCUCCCCCAAGCUCUUGAGGAUGAAUAUAAUGGCUUCCUGAGCCCUAAAGUAGUGGAUGAUUAUCGAGAUUAUGCAGACUUUUGCUUCAAAACAUUUGGUGAUCGAGUCAAGCACUGGUGCACAUUGAAUGAGCCUUAUUCAUUUAGUAUCAAUGGAUAUAAUGGAGGUACAUUUGCCCCCGGCCGAUGCUCUAACUAUGUGGGGAACUGCACUGCUGGUGACUCUUCCACAGAGCCCUAUCUUGUGGCUCAUCACUUGCUUCUUUCUCAUGCCAGUGCUGUUAGAUUAUACAAGGCCAAAUAUCAGGCUACUCAGAAAGGACAAAUUGGCGUCACGUUAGUGACUAACUGGUUUAUACCAAAGUCACCAGCAUCAGAAUCUGACAAGAAAGCAACCAUGAGAAUAAUUGAUUUUAUGUUUGGUUGGUUUGCCCAUCCAAUUACAUAUGGAGAUUAUCCUGAAAUAAUGAAAGCUUAUGUGGGAGAUCGGUUGCCGAAAUUUACAAAAGAACAAUCCAAAUUGCUAAAAGGGUCUCUGGAUUACAUGGGAGUAAAUUACUACACCACAAACUUUGCAUCAAACAACCCAGUUACCACUUCCAACCACAGCUGGAGCACUGAUAGCCAAACCACUCUCUCUGUCACGAAAGCUGGAGUUCCUAUUGGUACACCGACACCUUUGAAUUGGCUAUACGUCUAUCCAAGGGGAAUUUACCAUCUCAUGCUUCAUAUAAGGGAUAAUUACAAGAAUCCUCCCAUUUUCGUUACAGAGAAUGGUAAGAAAAGCAGCUUAGUUUAUUUCUUGAUACCGUACCAACUACUUUCCAUAUUAACUAAAAAAAGGUUUGUUUCUUUCCCAGGUCUUGCUGAUGCAAAUAACGCAUCAAUAUCAAUUGAAGAAUCUCGUAAAGAUGCCUUGCGGAUAAGAUACUACCACACUCAUUUGACAAAUCUCCUACAAGCAAUCAAGGAGGGAGCUAAUGUGAAGGGAUAUUUUGCAUGGUCAUUUAUGGAUGAUUUUGAAUGGGAUGCUGGAUUUACCAUUCGAUUUGGCAUGAUUUAUGUUGACUACAAGAACAAGUUGAAGAGAUAUAUGAAAUACUCAGCUUACUGGUUCAAGAUGUUCCUUCUGCACUAAUCAGUAGUUCACCUUGGCCAUCCAUCUCUCUCUCUUCCUUUUUCCUGUGUUUUUCUCCUUUUGUCUCCUUAUUUUUCACUGUGAGAGAGUGAGGAUAGAAAAUGAGAGUUUGUUCUUGAUGUCUGUUUUGUAUGUUCAAAUAAAGGCCAAGUUUUCCUCCAUGUAGUUGGGAUUUAUUUAAUAAUAGAAGUAUGUCUCACCCCCUUCACUUGUUACUUUA
This is a messenger RNA of Ricinus communis (castor bean), 1893 nucleotides long. RefSeq names its product vicianin hydrolase. The transcript is spliced from 12 exons. The record is from RefSeq and is a predicted model, not a curated record. Gene Ontology annotation, molecular function: beta-glucosidase activity. NCBI's taxonomy places the organism in Eukaryota, Viridiplantae, Streptophyta, Magnoliopsida, Malpighiales, Euphorbiaceae. Bases 60 to 1673 code for a protein of 537 amino acids. Gene Ontology annotation, biological process: carbohydrate metabolic process.